Molecule: messenger RNA, 1875 nt
Organism: Aspergillus mulundensis
Lineage: Eukaryota; Fungi; Ascomycota; Eurotiomycetes; Eurotiales; Aspergillaceae
Product: DUF3176 domain-containing protein
Exons: 3
Coding region: 1-1875 (624 amino acids)
Source: RefSeq, a predicted model, not a curated record
AUGGCAGCGAGAACUGAAGGGCCAGCGCCCACUCAGGAGCUCCUGGAAGACGAUCGGCGGAUGUCAGAAGACCAGAGUUCAGACAUACAAGUCACUACCUCGUCCGUUUCCACGGUGCACGAGACUGCUAGCGAGCGGUCGGCACGCAUGAGAAUAAGUGAUUGGUUUGUUCUCGAAAUACUCGCGACCGGUGUAUCUGCCGGAGCCUUGAUUGCUCUAGUCGCGGUCCUCGCCAAAUAUGACGGAAAACCUCAACCAGACUGGUAUUAUAUGUCACUCAACUCUCUUAUUUCCUGGCUGUCCACCAUUUCAAGAGCAUGCAUUCUGUUCUUUGUCAGUGAGGCCUUGGGCCAAUCAAAAUGGGUAUGGUUUUCCCAGGAGGAACAGCCUAUAAGCAAUAUCCGCACCUUUGAUUCAGCGACCCGAGGCCCUUAUGGGGCUCUCGAGUUGAUUUGGACCCUCCAGGGCAGACACUUUGCUGCACUAGGCAGCCUGGCGGUUGUCCUGGCACUGGCAUUUGAUCCAUUUGCCCAAAACCUGGUCCAUUACUAUGAAGGCACAGUGAGAGAUACAUCGAAUACUGCUACGAUUUCGAGCAGCUCCUACUACGGGAGCCAUGGCGGACCUUUUCAAGUGGAUGCCUUUCCCGUCGAGUAUGCGCUGAAAACAAAUGUAUACAAUGUCUUUUUCAGCAGGGAUUCCGAGACCCCGUGGUCUAUCCCUCGGUAUGGAUGCCCAUCAACCAAUUGCACGUGGGAUUCGAUAGUAUCGUUAGAUGCCAGGGCUCUUUGCGCCAACAUAACGGAGCAUUUGACCCAGUCGUGCGAUGGCCUCUCAUCUGACGAUAUAAAUUGUACUGCAACUUUAACCAAGAGCCAGAUCGACGCGUGGGCCUUGCCUUAUGACCCCGACAGCGAAUACGCCCAAGCAGUAGGCUUCGUUGUGAAAGCUGUCAACUCAUCGCAAGCUAUCACCUACACAAACACGACAACAAGCGCAAUUCAGUUUGUCGAGCCUCUAAAAUCCUCUGGUAGCUCUCCAGGGGACCCGGUCAUAAAAUGGGAGGCAACUGAAUGCACAAUCGAGCCCGUCGUCCGCAAGUUCCGUGCAUCCGUGAGGAACAACGAUUAUAGUGAGGAAACACUUGCCAUAUGGUCGGAUCGCGCGUUAGUCAGGAUGAACUACACCGAGGAUCCUGAUUACCUUGGUACAUCUCCAGACUUUGCCUUCACUAACGACACUGACUAUCAAUGGCACUUCUACCCACCCUGGUCUGAGGAGUUGACACACCUGAAACUGCGACCCAACCAGUCUUUUAUAUACACUCUUUCAGCCGAGAAGGCCAUCGCAAAAUUCCUGCGCAUCAUAUUCACGGGCUACUACUGGCAAAAUUCGACUGAGUACGGCUAUAAUUCUACAGAUCCCGAGGCAGCCCUGUACGCAUCCAGUGACGUCCUUCAAUCGUUCCACCGCGAGGGAAGGAGUGCGUGCGACUCAAGGCGGUGUGAUGUUAAGCUUGACAGAUUCAAUCGUACCAUGUCGAGCGUUGCGCAGGCGAUCGCGAAGACCUUUCGGGACUCGCAGGAUACCACUUACGGUCACCUGGAGGUGACGGUCACCCAUAUUGCCGUGCACUGGCAGUGGAUUACGCUUCCGAUAUUUGUCUGGGUAUUAGGUGCUGUAGCACUCUUUGGCACGGUGUGGAAAACGAGACGACGCAGGGCACCCAGGUGGAAGAAUGAUCCUCUGCCACUCCUGUUUCUGUACCAGGAUGGCGGGGAGAAGGAAGGUGACUGGGAAAGACCGCGACCCCGGCCGAUUCCCGAUAUAGACACUGUGAAGGUCAAGCUGCAUGGAGUCAGCCCCCACUUAUAG